Molecule: messenger RNA, 324 nt
Organism: Striga asiatica
Lineage: Eukaryota; Viridiplantae; Streptophyta; Magnoliopsida; Lamiales; Orobanchaceae
Source: the annotation of a GenBank genome assembly
AUGUUGGCAAAGGGCUACUUUUCAGGCGAGCAGUCCCAAAUCGAAUCCCAUAGUGCGCGUGUGUUGAGGGAGAUAAUGAAGAAGAAACUUCCUUACGUUAAUGAUCUCCCAUGGAAGACGAUUGGAGGGGCAAUUGCAGCAAGAAUGCAAAAACCAAUGUGUAGCUGCACAAAAUUGAACCCAAGGCGUUAUUUCAAACACAUUAAGAGUUUAAACAAUAUAGAUGAUGAUAAUGACAAUGCUGUGUCGAGUACCUCAUUGCACGAUACAAAGGCCUGUACCACAGUACAUAUGAAAGGGGACAACCCAUCAGGGCAUAUAUAA